GCCCUUGAACCAUCUCAUCCUCACAUCACUCUAACCCUAAUACAACAUGUGUUAUUUGAGAAUGAAAACGAUGGCUAUUUAUAAACCACAAUUGGGUGAAAAAGUUUAAAUUUGAAAGAAAAUAUUGAGUUCCUUUGUUGAAAAUUCGUCUUAAACCGGAAGCUACGACCCGGUUUCCACCGAAUCGAUAUUAGUUUGAUUUUUCUGCCUCCCUCUCCAUCGCUGUGCUGCCACUUGCUGAACACGCCACCGCUGUGAACUCCCUGCCAGCUUGACGUCACCUCCCUCUUUCUCUGAAGCCAUGAAUUGUGUUCAACGCAAGAUUUAUCUUUACAACGUCACCUUCGGUCUCUACAUGCUCGAUUGGUGGGAGCGCUAUCUUUUCAAUACACUUGUUCUUGUGCUGAUGUGGUUUAUCUUCUACAACACUUCGAGAUACGUAACUGAUUUCUGCAAAAGGCACUGCAAAGUCCCCUUGAACGACCAACAUGCUUUAUUAUAUGGGAAACUCAGUAAUGCACCUGCAUUGACGUAUAGCUUCUGUCAUCGGAUACUAGUGUGCAUUACCAUCUGAGUCGUGUUUUAGCAGCAGACAACUGAAAAUGUGCUCAAGCAAUUCAAAUGUAUCUACUUUCUCAUUUCCAGACUUCAAAAGAUCAACUCGUCUUAUGUCCUCUUGAUCCCACUCAAGAAAUUAUGCAUUUGUGAUGAUGUAAAAGGUCAGAUUCACUGAUUCUGCUUGGCCAUUUUAAGUUUCAGCCUCUCUAUUUGAAUGAACUUUAAAGCUAAAGGUUUUGUCAGUCACUGAAUCUUAUUUUUAAUUAGUUCAGAUUGUAUCAACGAUUAUUUCAUACUUCAUUAUCGUAAACAAUUCUUAGGUUGUUACUAUUGCAGCACAGAAGUUGUUAAAUGAUUAUAAAUGCAUUUUACUUGUGCCUGGA
Messenger RNA from Salvia hispanica, 941 nucleotides. RefSeq lists its product as uncharacterized. The record is from RefSeq and is a predicted model, not a curated record. Lineage: Eukaryota; Viridiplantae; Streptophyta; Magnoliopsida; Lamiales; Lamiaceae.